AUGUCAAAGGAAGAGUUAUUCGCUUCGGAAUCUUUUAUCCCUUUUGUGCAGCAUUUGUAUGCUCACUUGAAACCUUCUCAUGAAAAAGAAAAUCUAUUCUUUUCGCCAUUGAGCAUCUACUCUAGUCUUGCCUUGGCUUUGUGUGGUGCAACUGAGCAAACUCAUCACGGCAUCGCGCACACCCUCUUUGUAAAAACUGCUCAUCUACAGGACUACGCUUACACUCUACAGCACCUUGGCGACAGAAUUAAGGAAAUAAAGGCCAGUGACAAAUUGGACACUCUUAAGCUGGCUAAUGGCAUUUUCUGUGAUGCUGGAUUCGAAGUCAAUCCUCACUUCACGAAGGAAGUUCAGACUUACUUCCAUGCUGAAGGGAAGCAGGUAGAUUUUGCUUCAAACCACGAGAAAUCAAGGCAAACCAUUAACGAAUGGGUUGAAAUGCAUACCGAAAAGAAGAUUAAAGAACUACUGCCAAGUGAUUCAAUUGACAAUAGCACACGACUUGUUUUGGCAAAUGCCAUAUACUUCAAAGGAACUUGGGAGAAGGUUUUUCACCGCGACUUAACUCACGAAGCACCUUUCCACACACUGGAUGGAAAAGAGGUUACUGUGCCAAUGAUGAAGGACAAUGGAGUGUACGAGGCAUACGAAUUCAAUGAGAUUAGUGCUACCUGUGUCAAAAUUCCAUUCAAGACUUGCCAUAUGCUAAUCGUUUUGCCCAACGAUAAGAAGGGUCUGCCAUGUUUGUUGAAAGAUCUUUUGAAUAUGCAUCAUCCUAGCCACUUUAAUGCCCUCUUCAAAUCCUCAAACUAUCAAAAAAGUAGAUAUGACCUCAUAUUGCCCAAAUUCAAACUUGGAGCCAAUGGAAAAUGUAUGGAUUUGAAGGGACCAGUCUCACAAAUGGGAGCUGCACAUAUGUUUGAUCAGAGUAAAGCCAAAUUCGAGCGUAUCACAACGAAGGAAAGGCUUUAUGUUUCAGCGAUGGUGCAUAAAGCUAUGAUCGAGGUGAAUGAAGAGGGAGCCGAGGCAGCUGCAGCCACAGGAAUGUCGAUCAUGCCAAUGUCACUUGUGCCCUGUAUUGCAGCCGAUCAUCCAUUCCUCUUCUUUAUUGUCACUGACAAUGAAUUCCCAGUAUUUGCGGGUCAUGUGAUGAAUCCACUGGAAGAAUAA
Rodentolepis nana is the source of this 1170-nucleotide messenger RNA. The record is from the annotation of a GenBank genome assembly. Lineage: Eukaryota; Metazoa; Platyhelminthes; Cestoda; Cyclophyllidea; Hymenolepididae.